UGUGCUGCGGGGCGAAGGCUUACUGAGCACAACGCUUGCGUCGCCUUAUUCAACGCCGACGUCUUGAUCUGCGCGGGCUUCUCAUCCGACUGCGCUUCAUGAGUCUUGACGAGCGCACCUUCAACGCGCAGUCCCUCGUACUCCUUCUGUUCAUUCCUCGAUACUCAUCUUCGCCAUUCCGCGAUACGUGCUCUCCCUGCUCUGCCUACCUUGGCAUUCGGACUACGAACCUCGCCCUUUCCUUGUCUGGAUUAUCGUAUCCAUGCCUCGACCACGACCUCCUCUCGCCCUCAACAAGAAUCCUGUCUUCACCGCGAAUUUCUGCGGACUUCAGCGUCACUUUCUCCGUCAUCCCAUGCUCCGAGCCCGACCAUCCUUAUCCCGCAGCAUCCCGGGCGGCCUCUGAAGCGCUUCGUAAUCGUAUCGUUUCACAGCCUGAUCUGCCCCUCCCCCUCAAACAGCUGACGAUCGUCCUCUGCGGAGGAGGCGUGGCGCUUGCGGGGAAGAUAUGGUGCUACGCGUACGCAAGAUCUUGUCGCGCAUUGCACGCGCUCGAAGGCUGCGCUCGUGUCGGGAAGGCUGCGCUCAAGUCGGCGCAGCGCCUCUGAGCCCCGUGGUCGUCGUGCAGCACCCACAUCGCGCUCCGAACACCUCGGCGGAGCGCUGAUUAGCUGUAUUGUGUACGGCCUU
Molecule: messenger RNA, 690 nt
Organism: Schizophyllum commune H4-8
Lineage: Eukaryota; Fungi; Basidiomycota; Agaricomycetes; Agaricales; Schizophyllaceae
Exons: 1
Coding region: 99-608 (169 amino acids)
Source: RefSeq, a predicted model, not a curated record